Molecule: messenger RNA, 600 nt
Organism: Loa loa (African eye worm)
Lineage: Eukaryota; Metazoa; Nematoda; Chromadorea; Rhabditida; Onchocercidae
Exons: 4
Coding region: 1-600 (199 amino acids)
Biological process (GO): regulation of DNA-templated transcription
Molecular function (GO): DNA-binding transcription factor activity, RNA polymerase II-specific; RNA polymerase II cis-regulatory region sequence-specific DNA binding
Source: RefSeq, a predicted model, not a curated record
AUGGAACUUUCCACUUCAAAUGUUCAAAUCUGCGAAGGCGGUACAACAAGAUAUACGCUUGAUGCUCUGCAAUCAACAGAUGGACGAUCGAAACGUAGGAAAGAAUUGAGGACUGAUAAAGAGACCUCAACCACUGGCCUAUCAAGUAGGUUAACUUGUAAUCAAUGUGGUAAAUCAUAUGCAACGACAUCAAAUUUAUCACGGCAUAAACAAACACAUCGACCGUUGGACAGCCCCUAUGCGAAACAGUGCCCAAACUGUGAACGGAUCUACGUUAGCAUGCCUGCGCUCAGCAUGCACAUGUUGACACACAAAGCGGCACAUAAAUGUGCACAAUGUGGUAAAACAUUUUCACGACCAUGGCUUUUGCAAGGUCAUAUGCGCGCUCAUACAGGUCAAAAACCCUACGGUUGUGCGCAUUGCGGUAAAGCUUUCGCUGAUCGUAGCAAUCUUCGUGCUCACAUGCAUACUCAUUCCGGUAUCAAGAAAUACGAAUGUCCUAGUUGUGGAAAAAUGUUUGCGUUGAAAAGUUAUUUGAACAAGCAUAUUGAACUAGUAUGUCCUAUAAACAUGCAAGAUGCACAACGCAAUCAACUAUGA